Messenger RNA from Guillardia theta CCMP2712, 1689 nucleotides. RefSeq lists its product as hypothetical. Bases 1 to 1689 code for a protein of 562 amino acids. The record is from RefSeq and is a predicted model, not a curated record. Gene Ontology annotation, biological process: calcium ion import across plasma membrane. Gene Ontology annotation, cellular component: voltage-gated calcium channel complex; membrane. NCBI's taxonomy places the organism in Eukaryota, Cryptophyceae, Pyrenomonadales, Geminigeraceae. The transcript is spliced from 11 exons. Gene Ontology annotation, molecular function: high voltage-gated calcium channel activity; calcium ion binding.
AUGGAUGAGCUCCAGCGAGGAAUCUCCCCGAACAUGGUGGCGUCCAUGAUGAGCCACGACAGGUUGCUCGGGUCCCUUCCGCCAUCAGAAGAAUUCCUCAAAGAAGGCAUUGUAGAGAAAAGAAGCCAGGAGAAGAAGUGGCAAGAGAGGAGGAUUAUCCUGACAUCAACACACAUCAUCUUGACAACGCAAGGGUCGGACAUGAUCAAAGACAGCAUCUUUCUGCGAGAUGUCUCCCUUGCUCGGUCAGUGAGCCACCUCGACGGUCAUCGGUUUGACCUGCUGGACCGAAUGAAAGAGCAUGAGGAGGAGAGGGAAAUCGAGUGCGGGCAAUCGCAGAACGGAGGAUCGUUCAGAGGCAAAGUCAAACAGGUCGCGCACGUCGACAGCUUCACGUUCGAAGUUCACACGAGGGAAGAGAGUGAGAGCUGCGGGAGGGUCUACGUCUUCCGCAGCUUUGACGAGAAGGAGACAGACGACUGGGUCAAGAUGAUCGACGAGCAGGCGAAGCUCUCUAUGGAUAGCGCUCUACACGACAGGCUCGGAGAGUUCGAGAGGAUGCGCUACAAGAUCGCCAUGUUCUACGACAGCAACCCAGUGCAGAGCGUCGUCGCCUUCCUCAUCACCAUCAACUUCUUGGCUAACGCGGCGCAGUCGGAGCUCCUUCCUAAGGAAGGCAGCAGCAUGGCGAACUUCUUCGCUGUGCUCGACGAUCUCUUCACGAUCCUCUUCACGAUCGAGCUGGGGCUCAACCUCAUCUCUCACUGGUUCUGGCCCUUCAUCUCCGACGGCUGGUCCGUCUUCGACUUCGUCAUCGUCUCCAUCUCCCUCAUCGCCAUGAUUGUCGGCAACCUCCCGGGCGUCAAGUCGCUUCGCCUCAUGCGAGCCUUCCGCGUCCUCCGCCUCUUCGGCCGCCUGCAGUCGCUGCGGCAGAUUAUCACCGCACUGACUCACUCCAUCGUCCCCGUCCUGAACGCGUUCCUCAUCAUGCUCCUCGUCACUUGCAUCUACGCCAUCCUCGCCGUCAACUUCUACAGCGACCGGAGCCCCGAGUUCUUCGGCUCUUUUCUCGCGCCUGCUUCACCCUCUUCCAGUGGAGGAGACGGGAAAGAUCACCUGGGGCUGGACGGGAAUGUCGCGUUGUUCUUCGUCUCCUUCAUCGUUAUCGUCGGUUGGACCCUCCUCCAGGUCGUCGUUGCCGUUCUCCUUGACAACUUCACCGCCGCAGCAGAGGCGGAAAAGGAGGACAAGAUCAGGCAGAAGAAUUUGCAGGAGGGACGUGCGCUAGUCGUGUUUGCCAUCGACCCCCUCCUGGCGGCGCUCGCUCACUUCGACACCUCGCAGGAUCUUUCUGAUCGCAUCUCCAUGCUCUUCAACAUCCUCGACACCGACGACUCCAACACCCUCAGCUUCGAGGAGCUCUCCUACGGUCUCCGCAAGCUCAAGGUUCGGCCUCCCAUCUCGCUCUCUCGCGAUGAUUUCGAGGUCAUGACCAUCCAAGGAAGUCUCCUCAACGACCGCGGCGAGCUCGGCCCCUCCGAGUUUGACAAGGUGAUGAGGAGGCAGUUGAAGCUCUACGUGCAGCGGCAGAUGGCGAACGCGAUGGACCUGCUGGGAGCUAAUUCGACAGGACAGCAAGACACUCUCUUCUUCGUGCUGAAGCUGCUCAUGAUCGGACGCCUGGUGUGA